AUGAACAGCGAUCUUCCUAUUACAUCGCUAAAUAAUUCAAAUCAGAACACUGAAAAUUUGUCGUCGGACAUCGUAGGAGGGUCAAAUGAGUCUUUGAUUUCACUAGACGAGUAUCUGAGCAACACUCUGCCUCUGCACUUACAGCGUCUCUUCUUGGACAAUUUGCAAAAGCGCGAGCAAGAGAUUGUGGACAGCGCUUCCAAGUCGUUGAUGAAUGCAGUGAGUGACUCCCAGCAACACACAAUGUCGGAUGGCUUACAUCUGUCGCUAAAUAGUGGAUAUAUGGAUUCAAGAAGUGGGUCCUUCUCCUCAUGGUCGUUUACACAGGGACUUGUCAUAGGGCAAGUGAGCGUCAUAUUGGUACUCAUAUUUUUCAUCAAGUUCUUUGUGUUCAGCGAAGGCCCGCUUAAAUCAGGAGGGCCGAAGGGAGGCAAGCCCAGUACCACCUCCGAUACGGAUUUUGCGAAGCCGCAUUUACUGCCGGUCAACACUACACACUUUUUGUCUUCCAUUAUUCGUCGGCAUGGGAAUGAGGGUACUCAAAAUUCGGAAGACACUGACAACAGCCGCAGUUUCUCACAAAUCGAUACUAUAUUGGAGAAGACUUAUUAUAAUGUAGAUACACAUUCACCAGAAACCUUGGAUUGGUUCAAUGUAUUAAUUGCUCAGACCAUACAACAAUUCAGAGAGGAAGCUUUGCAAAAGGACAACAUCGUUCAUUCUCUGAACGAUUUCGUAUCUCGGAAAUCAGACGAGCUGCCUCAGUACCUUGAUUCAAUCAAGAUAACGGAGCUUGACAUUGGAGAGGAUUUUCCUAUUUUCUCCAACUGCCGCAUACAAUACUCUCCAAAUUCGAACAAACAGAGACUCGAGGCGAAGAUGGAUAUUGACCUGAGUGAUCGCUUGGCACUCGGUAUUGAGACGAAACUACUUAUCAACUAUCCCAAGGCAUUUGCAGCAGCUCUGCCUGUACAGCUCACAGUUUCAGUAGUGCGUUUUCAAGCUUGUUUAACGGUAUCUCUGACAAAUGCCGAAGAAUUCGUUCCUACCGCGCAGGACGGUGCUUCUUACGGGUCCGACAAUGGCAGUGGUUACUUCCUGAUGUUUUCGUUUUCUCCGGAAUAUCGCCUUGAGUUCGAUGUCAAAUCACUGAUAGGUGCACGAUCUAAGCUGCAAAACAUUCCGAAAAUAGGAAGUCUGAUAGAAUACCAAAUAAAAAAAUGGUUCGUCGAACGAUGUGUUGAGCCACGGUUUCAAUUCAUAAAGCUUCCCAGCCUUUGGCCCAGAAGUAAAAAUACGAGAGAAGAGAUAUCAGAAAACGAUGAUGCAUCAAUGAAGUCAGCAGACAAUCAAAACACUCAAAUUUAG
Messenger RNA from Lachancea meyersii CBS 8951, 1368 nucleotides. The record is from the annotation of a GenBank genome assembly. Lineage: Eukaryota; Fungi; Ascomycota; Saccharomycetes; Saccharomycetales; Saccharomycetaceae.